Messenger RNA from Hylaeus volcanicus, 692 nucleotides. Its product is annotated as thioredoxin domain-containing protein 17-like. Gene Ontology annotation, cellular component: cytosol. NCBI's taxonomy places the organism in Eukaryota, Metazoa, Arthropoda, Insecta, Hymenoptera, Colletidae. The coding region runs from base 302 to 682 and encodes 126 amino acids. The transcript has 3 exons. Gene Ontology annotation, molecular function: protein-disulfide reductase [NAD(P)H] activity. The record is from RefSeq and is a predicted model, not a curated record.
GUUCUUUUUGAUCACCUUUUCCCCCGAAUUUUUGGCCUUGAAAUUUAUAUCUUUAUUUUGGAAAUUCCAAGGUCCUUGGUACUCCCUAAUUUGUAAAUGUAGUGCUAAUUAUGUAUCUAUCGAAUCGAUAUCAAGCUUCUUGAUAAGAAGCCUUUUCUUAUCACUCGCGUUAAUGCCGAAACUCACAAUAUCCCAUGUAGUGGGUGUCACAGUCUCCAAACUGAUAAGAAGUCAUUACGUGUUGACAAAUUGACAAUAUAACAUUUUAACAUCAUAGUGAAAAUAAAUAAGAGAACAAAAGAUGGUUCUGCGUCAUCGUGUUCAAGGAUAUGAAAAUUUUUUCAAAUUUGUUGAGAACUUGAAGGUUAACGAACCGGUUUAUGUACUUUACAGUGGUACAAAACUUCCAAAUGGCAAAAGUUGGUGCCCCGACUGUGUCGAAGCCGAACCUUUCAUAGAAGAAGGAUUUAAGGCGGCCCCUGAAACAACACAUUUAGUUGUAGUCGAAGUUGGCGAUAGACCGUACUGGAAAGAUUUGAAUUGUCCGUUUCGAACGAAUUCCACAACGAAAUUGAGAGUUCUACCCACUUUGGCAAGAUGGGGUACUCAAAAACGCCUAGAGGGUGAUCAGUGUUUAAAAGUUGACCUCAUCACGAUGUUACUGACUGACGAGGAUGAUUAAAGCAUUCAGG